AUGGAAGGCUGCGCCUGCAACCCCGGCUUCGUCUGGAGCGGGCAGAGCUGUGUUCCAGAAGACAAGUGCGGAUGUGUCAACAAAGACGACCGUUAUUUCAUGCUCGGAGAGGAGUGGGGGGCGGACCGUUUCCACUGUGUUUGUAAGGAGGGGAACAACAUCACGUGCGAACCUCUGGAGUGCAACCCUGAGGAGGGCUACGACUGGAUGAUCCUGGACGGAGUCUAUGGAUGCAUCUGCGUUGAUGACCAAUGUGCUGAAUGCGAGGACGACUGUUCGGAGCACGCCACAUGCCGUCUGAUAGACCUGGAGCCCACCUGUGUCUGCGACGCUGGCUAUGACGGUGACGGCUUAACUUGCGAGAAUAUCGAUGACUGCGACCCUAACCCGUGUCAGAACGGCGGCACGUGUACGGACGGCGUGGACUCGUUCACUUAUAAUGGCAAGUGCGACCCCAACCCGUGCCAACACGGGGGCAACUGUUCGGAGGGUCAGGACUCGUUCGAAUGUGCCUGCGAAGUGGGAUUCCUCGGCCAGUUCUGUGAAACAAAUAUUGACGACUGCGACCCACACCCAUGUCAAAAUGGAGGUAACUGUACUGAUGGGGUGAACGAUUACACCUGUGAAUGCGAAGCGGGAUUCGUCGGCGACCAGUGUGAAACCAAUGUUGACGAAUGCGCCUCUGACCCAUGCCUGAACGGAGGGGAAUGCCUUGACGGUGUGAACUCAUACCAAUGCGAAUGCGUGGCAGGAUUUGAGGGAGUUCUAUGUGAAACAAAUUUUGAUGACUGCGCCCCGCAUCCGUGUCAGAACGGUGCUCAGUGCGUGGACGGAGUGGAUUCUUACCGCUGUAUCUGUGUGGACGGAUUCGACGGGGAAUGGUGUGAAGAAAAUAUCGACGAGUGUUUCUCCAACCCAUGUCAAAACGGAGCCACGUGUGUGGACGGCAUACUGUCGUACUCUUGCGACUGCGCUCCGGGGUAUACUGGGCUCAAUUGUGAAUCAGAGAUCGACGAAUGCGAGUCCAGCCCGUGUCAGAAUGGUGGAGUGUGCACGGAUGCCCUGGCUAUGUUCAUUUGUGCCUGUGCCACGGGAUAUGAAGGCGUCGCUUGUGAAAUAAACAUUGACGACUGCGCCUCUACUCCAUGCCUCAACGGAGCUAACUGCACCGAUGGGCUGAACGAGUACUCUUGUACCUGCGCGUCAGGAUUCGUCGGUACCCACUGUGAAAUAAACGUGGACGACUGUGUCCCUGACGCGUGUGAGAACGGAGGAACGUGCAUCGACGGUGUGGAUUCGUACACGUGUGAGUGUGCAGGAGGGUACGCCGGUGAACACUGCGAAACAAACAUCGACGAGUGCGACCCUGACCCUUGUCAGAACGGAGCUACGUGUUUUGAUGAAGUGGACUCGUACACUUGUGAGUGUUCAUCAGGAUUCGAAGGCGUCAACUGCGAAUCAAAUAUCGACGACUGUGCAGUUGACCCGUGCCUUAACGGAGGUGCUUGUACUGAUGAAUGA
Molecule: messenger RNA, 1521 nt
Organism: Branchiostoma floridae (Florida lancelet)
Lineage: Eukaryota; Metazoa; Chordata; Leptocardii; Amphioxiformes; Branchiostomatidae
Product: fibropellin-1-like
Exons: 15
Coding region: 1-1521 (506 amino acids)
Biological process (GO): Notch signaling pathway
Molecular function (GO): calcium ion binding; Notch binding
Source: RefSeq, a predicted model, not a curated record